AUGGCGUUUGAGUGGACGCCCGCAUGUGAAGAGGCCUUUCGGCACUUCAAGGAAAUCCUGGCGGCACCACCCGUCCUCGGGAAGCCAAAGGACGGGGAACCACUUUACCUAUACCUCGCCAUAACGAGUGAAGCCCUGGCCGCAGUUCUGGUACGGGAGGACGGAAAAGCUCAACAGCCAGUCUAUUUCAUAAGUAGGGCCUUGCAAGGGGCAGAAUUAAGGUACAGCAAGUUGGAAAAGCUAGCCCUAGCACUUCUGACUUCCUCACGAAGGUUAAAGCAGUACUUCCAGAGUCACCAAGUUGUCGUCAGAACGGACCAAGGGAUCCGGCAAGUACUCCAAAAACCCGACCUGGCGGGAAGAAUGAUGACUUGGUCCAUCGAACUCUCCCAGUAUGACUUACGAUACGAACCCCGGCAAGCCAUCAAGGCGCAGGCGAUGGCAGAUUUUCUAGUAGAAGUAACGGGGGAUCCAAGCGAAGAAGUGAGUACACGGUGGAAGCUCCAUGUGGACGGAGCCUCCAACCAGACCUUCGGAGGUGCCGGGAUCAUCCUGGAAAGCCCGAUUGGGGUUGUAUACGAACAGUCGGUCAGAUUCGAGUUUCCCAUCUCGAACAACCAGGCAGAAUAUGAAGCCCUUAUAGGAGGCUUAACCCUAGCAGCAGAAGUCGGCGCAAGAAGACUAGAAAUAUGCAGCGAUUCCCAAGUCGUCACCUCCCAAGUAAACGGUAGCUACCAAGCCAAAGACCCUUUGUUACAAAAGUACUUGGAAAAAGUUAAAAGCUUGAGCCAAAAAUUUGAAGAGGUCACGGUCCACCACGUACCUAGAGAAAGGAACACACGGGCAGACCUCCUAUCAAAGUUAGCCAGCACAAAGCCGGGAGAAGGGAACCGGUCUCUCAUCCAAAGCAUGACGAGAGAACCAGCGAUCACACUGCACAUGACAAGCCUAGGUUCUUCAUGGCUAGACCCCAUCACCGACUUCCUAGAACACGGCAAACUCCCUAGUGAUGAAAAGGACGCGGCGAAAUUGAGAAGGGAAGCGGCCAAAUACGCCGUCAUCCAAGGACAACUGUUCAGGAAAGGGCUCAACCAACCUCUACUGAAGUGCCUACACCCCGACCAGACGGACUACGUCCUCAGGGAAGUCCAUGAGGGCUGCUGUGGGCACCACAUCGGAGGCAAGGCCUUAGCGAGGAAACUAACCCGAGCCGGAUACUAUUGGCCGUCGAUGAUGGCGGACUCCAAAGAGUUUGUCAAAAAAUGCGUGAUAACGCGAUUUGGGAUACCGGAAGUCGUCAUCUCAGACAACGGCACGCAAUUUACUGACAAAAAGUUCACAAAAUUUCUCAACGACCUGGGUAUAAGGCAAAGGUUCUCUUCGGUAGAACACCCUCAGACGAACGGACAAGUGGAGUCCGCCAACAAGGUUAUCCUUUCAGGGCUAAAAAAGAGGUUGGACAAUAAAAAAGGUGCUUGGGCCGACGAACUGGCAGCGGUUCUCUGGUCCUACCGAACAACUGAACAAUCCUCCACUAAGGAAACUCCUUUCUGA
Arachis duranensis is the source of this 1554-nucleotide messenger RNA. RefSeq lists its product as uncharacterized. NCBI's taxonomy places the organism in Eukaryota, Viridiplantae, Streptophyta, Magnoliopsida, Fabales, Fabaceae. Gene Ontology annotation, biological process: DNA integration. The coding region runs from base 1 to 1554 and encodes 517 amino acids. The record is from RefSeq and is a predicted model, not a curated record. The transcript is spliced from 2 exons. Gene Ontology annotation, molecular function: RNA-DNA hybrid ribonuclease activity; nucleic acid binding.